This is a messenger RNA of Lycium ferocissimum, 1936 nucleotides long. RefSeq names its product UPF0496 protein At3g19330-like. Bases 261 to 1382 code for a protein of 373 amino acids. The record is from RefSeq and is a predicted model, not a curated record. The transcript is spliced from 4 exons. NCBI's taxonomy places the organism in Eukaryota, Viridiplantae, Streptophyta, Magnoliopsida, Solanales, Solanaceae.
AAAGGCCACUUACAAAAAAAAAAAAAAAAAGACUUUAUUGGUCUGUUUUCUUUGCUUGAAAGUUUCUAAAAUAAAAAAUCAACAGGCUUUUCUCUGUACUAUAGUUCAUUUGCCAUUUGCUAUUUUGGGCAAGAAUUUCAUUUUGCUGUGUGUUAUUCAAGAUUCUGCUUUGCGCGUUGGAUCUUUGAUUGAUUCUUCUCGUGUAUAAUCGAUAUUUGAUCACUAUUUGUGCUGCGUACCGGUACCACACAGUGGAACAAAUGCUGCAUUGUCUGCAGCAGUUAUCAUUAACAGCAAAAACUAAGGACUCACCUCAAGCUUUGGAAGGUGGUUUAGUUGAUGAUAAUGCUUCGAGUUCUCGAUCUUCACCUACUGUCAACCUGUCACAAGCAUAUACACUUGCUGUUCAAGCUUCUUGCAACAAAGAGAUCUGGUCCAAGCUGCACCACGAGGUCCCCCCGGUGCUGAACGUGGAGGAGGUAGCACAAAUUGAGUUCCAGGAGGAACCCCUGCAACUCGAAGAUGUCCUUGAACCGAGCCGUGAGCAUGUCGAAGAGACAAUUUCGCGUAUAAAACAGGACGCCCUAAACCAACUUGUUGCUAAGUACUUUGACAAUAGUGAGCAAACUGCUCGUCUCUGUAUCCGUAUCUCUCAAAAUGUGAACAAAGCUCGACUCUUAUAUGCCCCCCUUCAUAAAAUUCUCGAUGUCCUUCCCCUGGACUCGGAUUCCCUUUCGCAAGCUCAGUAUGAUUUGGCAUUUGACAUCUUCCUCCAGUUCGACAGCCUCGCCAAUCAUUUUCCUAGACGUGACACCUAUAACUUCAAUGAUAUGCUUGAUUGCUCCUUCCAGCUAAAGAACCAGCUCGAACUUCGUCUACACAAGUCACGUUCAAAAGUCAAACUUCUCCGCCGUGCCACCAGAGGCUCAGCCUUAUGUCUUGUUGCAGCUACCGUUGGAGCGGUCAUAUCAGCUGUUGUUAUAGCUACUCAUGGUCUUGCCGCUCUUGUUGCCAUCACAAUAAGCCCCGCUUGCCUCCUUCCUUCAAAUAUGAAAAAAAAAGAAGUAGAUCUCAUGCAGCUGGAUUAUGCAACAAAGGGGAUUUUUUUCCUCUACAAUCACUUAAAUACUGUAAAAAUCCUAGUGGGCUUGUUACAUGACGUGGUGGAGUCCUACAAUGGUACUAUUCGCUUUGGGCUAGUGCGUGGAAGAGAUCGGUAUCGCAUUCGGGAGGCACUGAAGCAACUUCGCAGGAAACAUAGUGCUUUCCUUGAGCAGCUUGUUAGUCUUGAGGAACAUCUGUGUGUGUGUUUUACUGCAAUAAGUACGGCUAGACACCAUCUUCUUAAUUAUCUCCGUCAUCAAAAUCAAGCUCCUCGAUAAUCUGUUCUUGAUUACUAUCUGAUGCUGGAUGCCGCUCUAGUUUCACAGGGCAAGAGACGAGGAAAUUUUUGUAGUCAUCAGAAGCUGUUGAUGAGGAAGUGGGGAUUCAUAUAGCCGAACCCAACUUAUUUUGGACCCACCCAUAGUAGUUGUUGUAUCGGAAUCAGGAGAUUGAAAGACUGUUGAUAGCUACAUCUCCAGCAAGAAGCUUACUAUUGUUAGGAGAUUUUGAUAUCCUGAUCACUCCUAAAACUAUAGCCCUUAUAGUAACUCUUUGGUGAAUCGAAAACUUAACGUGGGUUAUUAGCUAACCCGUUAUGAUUAUUAGUAUCUAUAGUAUUUUACAGUUAACGAACAGGUCUGAUAGGAGAUUCUUGAAGAGGAAUGCGGUUCGUGCUUCCAUCAUUUUCCAGUGUCGUCGGACGAUUGUUUAGAAGAACAUUUUUAUUUUUUUUGGUCAGCACAAGAUCUAACCAUACGCUGGCAUGUUGUACUCUUUUCCUCAUCUUAUGACAUGAUAAACAAAAUCAGUAUAAUGAAUGAUUGUUGCAGCA